Molecule: messenger RNA, 1416 nt
Organism: Penicillium vulpinum
Lineage: Eukaryota; Fungi; Ascomycota; Eurotiomycetes; Eurotiales; Aspergillaceae
Product: flavin-containing monooxygenase
Exons: 9
Coding region: 1-1416 (471 amino acids)
Molecular function (GO): NADP binding; N,N-dimethylaniline monooxygenase activity; flavin adenine dinucleotide binding
Source: RefSeq, a predicted model, not a curated record
AUGCGCACAGUGACUGAAAAGUACAAAUUGCGACGCUAUAUUAAGCUUCGACACCAGGUUGUCGGCGCAUGGUGGAAGGAGGACCAAGGCCAAUGGCACCUCCAGAUUCGCGACCUCGAGAAGGAUGAAGUAUUUUCCGAUUACGCAGACUUCUUUAUCCUAGGCUAUGGAAUUGUGAAUUUCUGGGAAUGGCCAAAGAUUCAGGGUUUGCAUGAUUUCAAGGGCCCUUACAUGCACAGUGCUGCUUAUGACGAGAGCUUCGAUGCGACUGGCAAGACGAUUGCUCUUGUUGGUGGCGGUUCCUCUGGCAUCCAGAUUCUUCCUGAGAUCAGGAAGGUCGCUAAGAAGGUUUACCACUAUGCCAAAACUCCCAACUGGUGUGCUCCCGUUGAUUUUGGAGCCAGUGAGCUCAUCAAGAGAGGCAAGAUUGCCGAAGGAAACUUCAACUAUAGUGAAGAGGAGAAGGAGUUAGGUCGAGGAGAGCUUGGCCACUUUUAUGUUCCCGAAGGCCUGAAAUUUGGUACCGAGGCUCAAGCAGAAGUGUUCAAGGUAUUCGAGAACCACAUGCGCGAGAGGCUAAAGACCAAGCCUGAGAUCUUGGACGUCAUGGCUCCAUAUUUCCCUCCUGGCUGCCGACGUCUCACUCCCGGCCCCGGAUACCUGGAAGCGCUCUGCGAGUUGAAUGUUGAGUUCAUUUCAGAAAAAAUCUCUCAUGUCGAAGAUAAGGGCAUUUUCACCGAGAAAAGUGGCUUGAAAGAAGUGGACGCCAUUAUCUGGGCCACUGGGUUCAAUGUCGACUGGCUUGAGCGUUUCCCCACCGUUGGCCGACAUGGGCGCAGCAUGACAGAUGUCAUGGAUCCUGAUCCUGAGGCAUAUCUCGGCAUGUUCGUGGAUUCCUUGCCCAAUGCCACUCUAAUUGUCGGGCCUAAUGCCGCUCCCGGUGGCACCACCGCUAUCCAAACCAUCGAGACAGAAUACGAACAUGUUGUCGCUGUGUUGAAGAAGCUGCUUUUGCAGAAGAUCAAGUCGAUCUGUGUCAAGACCAAUGUUGUCAAGCAGUACACAGCACAGAUGUUUUCAGCACACAAGCCAACUAUUUUCGGUCAACCUCGCAACAUUGCCGAUGGCCGCAACGUCGCAUAUUAUGGAGGAAACGGCCUCAACUUGACCGUCGCCGUGCGAAACCCCCGUUGGGAGGACUUCGACUACACGUACCUAGAUGAGCUUGAGGGUAAUCCGCAGUCAUGGCUUGGCAACGGCUUCGUUGUCGCAGAUGUCGACGGCAGCUCGCGUGUGAAACACCUGAGGCUUGAGAAUUUGGACAUCCCGCCUGUUCCCACUGAUGAUGAGGAGAAACCUAAAGCCCUGGCUAUGCAGAACGGCAACAAGACAAGCGCCAAUGGCGUGACCGCUUAA